GGAGGGGAGAAGACUAGCCAUAGCAGCCUUUUGAAAUACAAAUACAUUUGUCUCGUCUCAGAAUAUCUAUUUCUUUGUGAGGCACCUUGGACGUCAUCAGUGGAUGUUUCCUACGCUCAUUUUUAACCGGCUUCUCACUUCAAACGCGCCCAAAAGGAGGUAAACCAGCAGGAGAAAUCCUAAAAGAAGAAAAGCGGCCUAUUUUGUUCCUGAUAUCCUGGAGCCGCAGAUCACACUCGCGGCCGGUGUAGCAGAUCUCUCCGUUUUCUUUCGCGUGUUUUCGGGUACUUUGGAGACUUUAUCGUGUGCAUUUUCUGCUGCGCGACGUACACGUAAUUCGCGAGUAAUCAUGGUGAUAUUACCGACUGGUGAACGGAGGCUAUUUUAGGCACCUCGGGAGAACUUGUACAAAAGCGGCCUGUUUUGUUUUUGCAACAGCACCGCCAUGAAAAGCGGAGGGACAAUAACACAAAUUGUGCUCGGGGUUUGAUCCGCCUCUGGUCUCCGAACGGAUCGGGACCAAACGUCGGCUCGGCCGUAGUGCAAGGACAUGAAGCGGCACGUCGGAAACACCACCACCAAUUUCGGCGAUCCGAAAAACGAGGGGCAGAAUAUCUAGCUGUGUUUGAAUUUGGGAGCUCCAACCUGCUCUGCACUGGUAAUUGGAGGCCAGCUAACGCUCAGCGGCCAAGAGCGCCGCCACUGUAUUGUUGUUGAAUUUUUAAUCGAAAAAAAUAAAACGAAUUGAAGCUGAUAUUUCCCUUCCAUAGCAGGGCCUCCUUGCGAGUUAUUUUUGGAUGAUUUUUGAAUCUUAUCUAAGCUCAUGGACUUUUAUCCGAUGAUGAUUGUUUAUGCGUAUUUUCUACCAUGGAAGAGGGAAAAACGUUAAAAUGGAGUGGUCGUAGCCUGCUGUGUAUGAUGUUGUGCUGUGUGCUUCUAUGGAAAGACAUUUGUGUGCGUGUGUAGCGAUAGCUAGAGUUCAUAGCUAGCUAUAUCACGCUGCAUGUGUAAGGACCAUACCCGAUCCCCGUGCAACGAUCGUUUUAAUCAUUGAGGAAGACACCCGUGUGCACUGCGAAAUUCGCAUGUUUCCAACAUUUCCUGAACAUUACGGUCGGCGGCGUUGCGAGUCAGGUCCACCUCCCCAGCCACAGUGCUCGGCAUCUCGGCGACAUUGAGGGUCCCUCAGCUGGCGGCGGACCUGCUGCGUGAUACUGUCUCUCCUUUUCUCCCCGAACUGGAUCCAUUUAGUGCGAGAUUGCUGAGAUGAACCCGGUGAAUGCGACCACUCUCUACGUGUCAGCUUGUCGUUCGGUGCUGCAGUGCGAUCCCCGGGACCCCCAGUCUUUGACCGAACUCUACAAGCUGUUACCUUUCUUCAGACAGUCUCUCUCCUGCCUUGUGUGCGGGAAUUUGCUCCAAGAUCCAAUAGCCCCAACCAACUCAUCAUGCCAGCAUUAUGUCUGCAAAGCAUGUAAAGGCAAAAAGAUGAUGAUGAAGCCAUCCUGCAGCUGGUGUAAGGACUAUGACCAGUUUGAGGAGAAUAAGCAGCUGUGUAUCUUGGUAGAUUGCUACAGGAAACUCUGUGAGUACAUUGCAGGGUCUUCCCUCGCCCCACAUAUUUCGAAUGCGGCGGGCGGGUCCCCAGACAUACUGGCCCUGUUGAACGAGGGCCUUUCAUUGGACAGCAGCAAGCAAGGGGAGGACUCUGUCUCACUGACCUUGACGCACCACUCGCCUGCUCCCUCCACGUCAGAGACACCCCCAGAGGAGGACCAGUUGCCGCACUCGCUGGACAUCAAGGAGCACCCCCUGAGUCCUUUAGGGGUCAACGGUCUUCAGGAGUGUAAUGGUUUAAGCAGCAUGGAUGAGCUGGCGGGCGACUUGCCCUCCCCUCACACUGGUGUCACGGUGGAGGUGCCGGUGGAGGGGGUGAAGCAGGAGAAGUUUGCGGAUGAACUCCCCGUGUGUGAGGUGGCAGCGGCGGUGGGCGAGGAGCUGUGCGCCGGCACCAUGAACAUAUGUGGCUUCAGCGAGGACAUCAAGCAUGAUGGCGGGUCCCUCCUGUUGAGUGUGGAGGAGGUGCUGAGGACUCUGGAGCCAGACCCCGUCCCUCAGGACGAGUGUCCUGCUAUCCUGCAGCCGGGCCUCGAAGUGCUCGGCAACGGGAACGGGGCAUUCGACUGCGCCGCAGCCGCUGACCCUCCACGCCGGCUCUCCUCCCUCCCGUUUGACUCGGCGGCCGCCUUGGCCCCGCAGCAUCCUGCCUCCCAGCAGAACCCCCAGCCUUCAUCGGGGAUCUCCUGUUCUGCCAUCACCCCCCGGGUGCCACGGUCCAGCCGCAAGCGCUCACGCUCCGAGAGCGACAGCGAGAAGAUCCAGCCGCUGCCUAUCUCCACCAUCAUCAGGGGGCCCGCCCUGGGCGCCUCUGUGCCCGUCCCUGUCAAGUGCGAGCCCAAAGCCCCGGCCCAGGCCGCGCCACACCUGGUGGCCGUGCCCAAUGGCGGCGGCCUGUCCAAAGUGGGGAAGGCCUUGCUGGUGCCCAGCAAAAGUGUCAAAAAGAGCCUCGACCAGCACGGACCCAAGAAGGCAUACGCCAAGUCGAAGCAGGGCACCCCCAAGUCGAAGGACAAGACGAAAGAGCGGCUGGCGGGCAACUCCCUGGUGCCCGGGAGCCCCACUAAAGUGGUGUACAAGAAGCCCCAGGAGAAGAAGGGCUGCAAGUGCGGCAGGGCCACCCAAAACCCAAGUGUUCUUACGUGCCGGGGCCAGCGGUGCCCGUGCUACUCCAACCGCAAGGCUUGCCUGGACUGCAUAUGCCGCGGCUGCCAGAACUCCUACAUGGCCAACGGCGAGAAGAAGCUGGAGGCGUUCGCUGUGCCCGAGAAGGCCCUGGAGCAGACGCGGCUCACGCUGGGCAUCAACGUCACCAGCAUCGCCGUGAGGAACGCAGGCAGCGGCGGCGGAGGAGCCGCCGGCGUGCUCAAUGUCGCCGCAGCCACCGGCUCGCCUGUCACCUCCUUCUUAUCUGCCGGGCCACAUGAGGACAAGGGGUUUGACGAGUCUCUAGACAUGAGGUUUGACUGUUGAACCCCGCCCACUCUGCCCCGCCUCCCGCACGAUGCUCUUACCGUCACACCCCCUUAUUCCAGCCUGGCUCUCUCUCUGCAAGCCCUUGCCAAGCCCUGCAGGGGAGCCAGUGGAGUCAACAAUAAGGCAGCUACUGUGAUUCUGUUCCAGUUCAUGUUAUUGAUUGACUUUGUCGUUGCUGAAGCUUGUGCCUAUAAAUCACUUGUAACUUUUUUUUUUU
Electrophorus electricus (electric eel) is the source of this 3310-nucleotide messenger RNA. RefSeq names its product MSL complex subunit 2b (gene msl2b). Gene Ontology annotation, cellular component: MSL complex. Gene Ontology annotation, molecular function: ubiquitin protein ligase activity. Lineage: Eukaryota; Metazoa; Chordata; Actinopteri; Gymnotiformes; Gymnotidae. Gene Ontology annotation, biological process: protein ubiquitination. The record is from RefSeq and is a predicted model, not a curated record.